AUGCUCUCACGUGUUGCUGCAGUGAAGGCACCCCGCACACACAACCGUCGCCGCGUGACCGGAUCCAGCGGAAGGAGGAGGGAAGGAAGAGAGAGUGAGUGGCAGAGGCCCAACAUGUCCCGGCGUGUGUUUGCUUCCGCGGUGCUCCUCCUCGUCGUGAUGAUGUGCUGCGGCACUGGAGUUGCGCAAGCUGCUGAGCCACCGAUACCUGAGGAACCUGUACCGAAGUCACCUUUUGCUUGGAGAGAUACAAAAGUUGGGGAAACAUUGAGUUUGCUACGUGUUCCCAGUCUUGUUGAAAUGGAUGGUCAAGUGUUUGCCGUUGCCGAGGCUCAGUGCACGAAGGGAGGCAGUGGUUUCACUGGGAUUGCAUCGGAGCUCCUAAGGUUGAAUGAUAAGCCAAAGGAGGACUUGGAUAAGAGUAACUUGAAGACACAAGUACCGGAGGGAUGUAUAUGUGAAGGAGGGAAAUGUCCUGCCGAUAAAGAAGAGAAACGUGUCUGCCGUACAGCGGGUCAGGAUGAUCCCCAAAGCAAGACUAAAGUACAUGUGAGCCGACCAACAACAGUUGUGAAGGGAAGUGAUAUUUACAUGCUUGCUGGAAACUAUAGUUGGGCAUAUGCCGACAAUGAUCGGGCAGUUGGCUGGGGACUCAUGCUGGUGAAAGGGCACGUCAGUGAAGAGAAUGAAAAAGGUAAAAGAAUUUAUUGGAACGAUACUUACGCCAUUCCGUGGACUUACAAAGGCAACCAACACAGUAUCUUGAAGCGGCUGAUCGGCGGCGGUGGAUCGGGUCUUAAGAUGAAUGACGGUACGCUUGUGUUCCCAUUGGAAGGCACCAAAAAGAAGGAGGAGGCAGACACCGAAGAAGGUGGAAAGACCGUUUCGCUGAUCAUAUACUCCUCGGAUGCUAAAAACUGGAAUCUUUCGAAGGUGAUUCCUGACGAUGGCUGCAGUGAUCCCUCCGUUGUGGAGUGGGAGGGAAAACUCAUGAUGAUGACUGCGUGUGAUGAUGGCCGUCGCAGGGUGUACGAGUCCGGUGACAAGGGGGAGGAGUGGACGGAGGCACUCGGGACACUCUCGCGCGUGUGGAGCAGCCCAAAGGACGGAGAAGGGAAGGCCGUUAGGAGCGGGUUCAUCACAGCGACGAUUGGCGACGAUGUUGGAGAUGAUAAGAAGAAGAAUGUGAUGCUCGUUACUUUGCCGGUGUAUCCCAAGAAUGCUGAGAAAGAACAAGUUAAUGGAAAGGGCGUACUCCAUCUUUGGCUGACGGACAAUACGCACAUUGUUGAUAUUGGGCCGGUGUCCGGGGACGAUGCUGCCGCCAGCGCCCUGCUGUACAAAAGUGGGAAUAAUGGUAAUCAAGAGAAUAAUGAGAAGUUGAUUGCACUGUACGAGAAGAAGAAGGCCGAAGGGGAUACACCAUCACCCGGUAUGGUCUCUGUGCUCCUGACUGAGCAGCUGAAGCGGGUGAAGGAUGUGCUGACGACCUGGAAGGAAGUGGACGGACGUGUCUCCAAGCUGUGCCCCUCUGAGAAUGCUGAGCAUGAUUCCUCAACUGACGAUGGCUGCGGCGCUGUAAAGAUCACGGAUGGGCUGGUUGGCUUUUUGUCCGGCAACUUCUCUGAUGGCACAUGGAGGGAUGAGUACCUCGGCGUGAACGCCACAGUAAAUUAUAAAGAUGGGGCUGCAAAGGCGGAUAAUGGCGUGACAUUUAAAGGACGUGGUGCGUGGGCGGAGUGGCCCGUUGGCAGUCAAGGGGAUAAUCAGCUGUACCAGUUUGCGAACUACAACUUCACUCUUGUGGCGACGGUGUCCAUCCACGGUGUGCCGAAAAGUGGCAGCGUCCUUUUGAUGGGUGUGCGUCUUGAUGGCGAAAAAAAACUUAUGGAGCUGUCGUACGACAGCGAAAAGAAGUGGCGGGUGCUGUGCAGUGACGGAACGACCAAGAGGCUUAAAAGCACUUGGGAGCCACAGACACAGUACCAAGUGGCCAUUGUGCUACAGAACGGCACCCAGGGCUCUGCGUACGUCGAUGGCCAGCGUGUGUGUGGGAGUGCGCAACGUGGAUUGGAAGCAGCAGAAUCGCAAGAGAUCUCCCACUUCUACAUUGGAGGGGAUGGAGACAACACACAGAGAAAAGACGUUUCUGUGACUGUGACGAACGUCCUGCUGUACAACCGCCCGUUUUCAUUUUCAGGUGAGAAUGCCGAUGUGGAAGAAGAUGCCGAUUCACCAUCCGUGGAAGGGGAACAAAUUGUGGCUCUCCUCGCAACGAAACCUUCUGAAGCUCCAGAGGAAAAAAUGGCCUUGCAGCGGCCUCGACAGGAAACUGAAGCACAGCAAAUAACAACGGGGGGGAAGCCUGCCACCACACAGCAAGUGCCGACGGCCCCGGGGCCCCAUGCCAUUGGAGGAACAACGGGUGAUGGCGGCAAUGUUUACAGAAGCGGACUGCUGCCGCUGCUGCUUCUGUUGGGACUGUGGGGGUAUGCGGCUCUGUGA
Molecule: messenger RNA, 2505 nt
Organism: Trypanosoma cruzi
Lineage: Eukaryota; Euglenozoa; Kinetoplastea; Trypanosomatida; Trypanosomatidae
Product: trans-sialidase, putative
Exons: 1
Coding region: 1-2505 (834 amino acids)
Biological process (GO): oligosaccharide catabolic process; ganglioside catabolic process
Cellular component (GO): membrane; cytoplasm; intracellular membrane-bounded organelle
Molecular function (GO): exo-alpha-sialidase activity
Source: RefSeq, a predicted model, not a curated record